Sphaeramia orbicularis (orbiculate cardinalfish) is the source of this 6667-nucleotide messenger RNA. It is a transcript of the gene mafb, whose product is annotated as MAF bZIP transcription factor b. The coding region runs from base 414 to 1418 and encodes 334 amino acids. The transcript has 3 exons. Lineage: Eukaryota; Metazoa; Chordata; Actinopteri; Kurtiformes; Apogonidae. Gene Ontology annotation, biological process: regulation of transcription by RNA polymerase II. Gene Ontology annotation, molecular function: DNA-binding transcription factor activity, RNA polymerase II-specific; RNA polymerase II cis-regulatory region sequence-specific DNA binding. The record is from RefSeq and is a predicted model, not a curated record. Gene Ontology annotation, cellular component: nucleus.
AAAAAAAAAUCUAUCAAUCCUUGGGUGGAGUUUUUUUUCCAUUCUCCACAAGGCAACUAUUUGCCCGGGACACGUACGUGAACCUCCUCAAUUUGGCGCACUAAUCCUAAAAGGAGCCAUGAAGUGUUAAAUGGUAGAAACAGAGAGAGCGGCGCUCAGACACCCGCACGCUGGGAGAGAGGGAGGAAACAGCGCUGCUCCAAUGCGUCUGUGCAACACAGACUGAAGAAAAAAAAAAACUUAUCGACUCGCAAAACCAAAACCUGCGCUGCGCAAUUAGUGCGAGAAAACACACUUUUCCUCCGGUUUUGAAGAAAAUAAAUAAAGAAAUCAAGCUGGCUCAGUGCGUGUCUCAGCAGCCUACUUUGACAGGUGCUCCUCACCCCCUUUGGAGGACUGUCAACAGCAAGAGGAUGGCAUCAGAGCUGGCAAUGAGCAACUCCGACCUGCCCACCAGUCCCCUGGCCAUGGAAUAUGUUAAUGACUUCGAUCUGAUGAAGUUUGAAGUGAAAAAGGAGCCGGUGGAGCCCGAUCGCAGCAUCAGCCAGUGCAGCCGCCUGGUCGCCGGGGGAUCCCUUUCUUCCACCCCGAUGAGCACGCCUUGCAGCUCGGUUCCCCCCUCUCCAAGCUUCUCGGCGCCCAGUCCGGGAUCAGGGAGCGAACAGAAGGCGCACUUGGAGGAUUUCUACUGGAUGACCGGGUACCAACAGCAGUUGAACCCCGAGGCUCUGGGCUUUAGCCCGGAGGACGCCGUAGAGGCACUGAUCAGCAGCAGUCACCAGCUCCAGACCUUCGAUGGCUAUGCCAGAGGGCAGCAGUUCGGCGGCGCAGCCGGGGCAGGAGGCGCCAUGGCCGGGGAGGAGAUGGGAUCAGCGGCCGCCGUGGUGUCCGCGGUUAUCGCCGCAGCGGCGGCUCAGAACGGGGCUCCCCACCACCACCACCACCAUCACCACCACCACCACACAGGGGCACAUCACCCCUCAUCUGGGACUCAGCCCGGCGGCGGCGCCGGGGGAAACCACCAGCACCUGCGCUUGGAGGAUCGGUUUUCGGACGAGCAGCUGGUGACCAUGUCAGUGCGGGAAUUGAACCGGCAGCUCCGCGGGGUCAGCAAGGAAGAAGUGAUUCGUCUGAAACAGAAGAGGAGGACGCUAAAGAACAGAGGCUAUGCCCAGUCCUGCCGAUACAAGAGGGUCCAGCAGCGGCACGUCCUGGAGGGAGAGAAGACGCAGCUGAUGCAGCAGGUGGACCACCUCAAGCAGGAGAUCUCCCGGCUGGCCAGGGAGAGGGACGCCUACAAGGAGAAAUACGAGAAGCUCAUCAGCACCGGCUUCAGAGAAAACGGAGGAUCCAGCAGCGACAACAACCCCUCAUCCCCGGAGUUUUUCAUGACGUCAAGAAAAUUCCUGCACCUGUGAUAGAGAGCUGUGACCUCUCCGUCCCGCCCCCCUGGAGUCUGAGAUAUCGUGACACCGGAAUGCUGAUGUUUCAAGAACAACCUACGGCACCCAGACUGCCAUAAAGCACAAAGUCUCAAAAGCGUCCCAACAGCAGCUUCAGGGCAACAAAUCCACAGCAAGCCCAAAGUCAGACUUAAAUAUUAAAACAAGGAUAGAAAAAACAGAAGACUGACGUUCUUCUGGUCAAACAACAAGCGAAGAAACACAGAAAUUAAAGAUAAUGAACUCUGGAAAUAAGAUUCUCUACCAUCUGAGCUUGUUAAUUAAAUGGACAAAUCUACCCACUAAUACCUCCAAACUAAAAUUUACAUUUAUCAAAGUAUAGAUUAUUAACACGUAGGUUGAGUUAAAUAGCAAAUAAAAAAUGAUGUCCACACCCCUUUAGCACAUGGCCAGAAUCAGGAUUUUGUAAAUAUUGUACAGAGAAGGAAUAGGGUCAUUGUUAAGAGAUAAAAUAUUGCAGAAUAAUGUAUAUAGACAUAAGAGUCAUACCUCUAGUGUGUUUAUAUAUCCAUGAGUGUCACAUGUCCAUAACUCCUUAUUUCUUCGGUGCCCAAAAAGAUUUUGCACAAUGAGUAUCCAACGCUCUCUGUAUCUCAAUAGGAAACAUCAACAUCUAUGUAGAACUAGACAAAAGGUUAAUGAAUAUACAGACAUUAAUUGGGAAGACAGAUAUUUGCCAUAUAGUGCACUAUUACGGAAAGCAGAUGUGUAUUAGCAAGACAAAUCAUUUGCUUUUUUGAACAUUGCUGUUCUGAAAAAGGGAAGAAUUAAGAAACGGAGAGUUACAGAAAGCUGCAGAGACAGUAAAAAAACUAGACAAUAGGAGAUCCCUGAAUUUGUCCCAGAUCUUCGCCCAUUUUGUCCCCUCACCUCCCAUUGUAAACUACCACAGCAGUGCUAAACAUAACUCAGACUUUGAUUUAUUCAAUAGAAUGUACAUGAAAAUAUAUGUAGUGUGUUUUACAUAUCCAGAUGGACUUCAUGGUUUGGCAGCUCUCUUGUAUAGUGCAGAAUACCUUUUACCCUUUAGUUCAUACCGAACCGGACAUCACCAUAAUCCAGCAUCUUCCUCUUUGAUUCCUGUUUGGCAAGUCCCCCUCCUCCUUGCCGCCCCCUUUGUCCAUCAGAGGGCCUGUAUGCCUGCUGAUCUCUCUGCAACCAAGCGCUCGCUCAGCUCCCACAGACUUGCGGCGCUGCUGUGGUCCUGGGCCUGAUUGGACGGCAGGCAGCGGAAGCAGUUAUUGAAGUACAUGCCGCCCAAGCCCUCCAGCUCCGGAGCGACAGCACAGUACACCGAUGUGGCUGCCCCCUGUUGCUGUGGACAGAGAAACACACAGAAUGAGACGUUAGUUCAGAGGGCAAAUACUGAGAGUAAAGACAACGAGAGUGCGGACGCCUGCAGAAGGAGACAAAAUAUGAAGAACUCAUCUACUGACACACAGACACUAGGACAUCCUGUCCUGUCCAGAGGAAAGGAGAGAGGACGAUCAGCGAACACCACAUCGCUACGUCCUCUGUGAGACACACACACAUGCACUCAUCCACACACAGACAAAAAGAGACGGCAGGACAGAUUGUCCACAGGAAAAAAAAAAAAAAGACUCCACACGCUGUCUCCCUCCGCUCACUGCAGCCCAUGAUGACUGGGUCAUAUUACCAUGGGAACAGCAUGACCCCUUACUGUACAUAUAUUUAUAUACAUACAGUAUAUUUAUUUAUUUAUUUCUCUACCCGGUGUGUACAGGACCUCUGACUAUAUGGGACCAUGUGAAUGCUGAUGUAUAGAGUCACAGCAGAGAAGAAGGAGAGAACAAGAAAAUUACACCAGCUCCUCUACGGAUGGGAAUCACCAGGAAAACCACAGCUUUGUGUAUAUUGAAAAAAAAAAAACAAAAACAGGUUUUAAAAUGCCAUGGUUAUGAAUAUGUAUAUUUUCACAUGAUGUGUAAAUGAGGUCCACUUAAAGUUGUUCAAAGUCCAGAAUAAGUAUUAAUGAAACGAUGCAAGUAUGAUUUUGUGUCUAUAUGUUUAAAUCAGAGGUUCAUUUACUAGAUAGGUGAUACGUUCACAAACAAAACACAAGCAGACACCACAGACACACACACACGACAAGGCCUUCCAUCUGGCUCUUUCUCUGUGAGUCUUCCCUCAUUUUACAGGCGAGUCCUAAAUUUGAAGAUCGCUCAAGCCUCAACCCUGAAAAUGACUGUGUUUCAUGUCAUCUCACUGUAAAACACUACUUAGACGCAACCUGCUAAAUUUCCUUAUACACCCUGUCCCAUCAGUCAGUAAUUAGUAGGGAUGUUCUUGGGGGUGGGUGAUUUCCGUGACAUUUGAAAAUGAAAGUUUAAAGAGCAGCAGAAUAAACAUGUCAGAGAGAAUUACACACAUAACCCACCCGCUCAAAGAGGGAUCUUUCAUGUUGCAGCUCUGGCUAAAAGCUGCUGUGACAGCUUCCCUGCAAACUCUGGGCUGGAGACGACUUCUAUACGGCCACAUGAAAUGGCUCGCAUCUUUAUCUCGCAAUGAGACGGAGAAAGAGUGAGAUGGGGGGGCAGAGAGAGUGAGAGGGAACGUGGAUGUGUCAGCUGUGGACUACUGGCACACGCAUAGACAACACCAUAUAUGCAGUAGUCAAACAUGGCCAAGACAAGUGAACAUACACACAUGCAUAAUGGAGCCACAUUACAUGCAAAAUGUUUGAAGAGCUUCCUAAAGCAGCUGUGAAACUAACAGACAUGAAGUGAAAAGAUCCAUUGAGGUCUGAAGCAUUUAUAGUUUCACAUGCAAGUACAAAAUAUGCACAGAAAUGCAAAUGCAAUGAACAAAAAAAUACAGAUUCCAAGAAAUAUGUUUCUCAUCAACACAUACAAACCCCUCCAUAUAGACACACACAUACACACACAAUUACACACAACUCCCUCUAAGCUCUAAGUAAACUUCUGCCAGGAGGAGCCCUGGUGUGUAACGUCGCAGCAGCAGAUUGAGUGUGUUUGAAGUGCAGUGUGAUGAGAGAACUGGUAAACAGCAGAUGAAAAGGCAGCAUCUCUCUGUACGCCGCUGUCUGUCUCACCUGCCAGUGGGGCGAUAACUUCAUCCACAUCACAUGUCGCCAUAUCAAAGACAAACAAAUGCCAAGCAGUGUCUCCGAGUUGCAGGUUCACACGCGCUCAGUUUAACUCAUCUCCCUCACUUAGGGCAUCUGAUUUAGCUCAUCUGAAAGCUAAAUGCCUUUUAAACACCACUGAAGAUUUCAGUGCUAUGGGCUCUGACUCGCCUACGCCCCCUUGAACUUGGCUGACUUUCAGAGCAGUUUGUGACCAGUUACCGCAAACUAGUUCCACCGUAACUUCAAAUACCGAUUAAAAAAAAAAAAAAAAAAAACUUUCAUGCUCUAAUCCACAUUCAUGUUGAGCUCAUUAUUCAGUCUUCCAUAUUUUUUCAAACAGUGUUUUAGAAGAACAAGCGUCACCGUACAGUAUCAGUGCUGUGGGUCCAGCAGUUUCCGUGUUAUCUUAUUGGUGUUUAGCACAUCCCCCUCACCACUUGACCUUGUGACCUCUGUAGAAGAUAAGGCUGAUGAGAUUAGGCAUUAACAUGCUCAAGUACCCACCACAGCCAUCUAUCAUUGUGUGUAUGUGUGUGUCUGUAUGUAUGUAUAUGCGUGUUUGCAGAUAGGAGGUCGCGGGAAUGAGAGUGAGAAAGAGAACGAGAGGGGGUGUGCAAUAACCUCAAAACACUUAGAGUACAUUAAACAAAAACACACAAACAAAUAUGCAUACGUGCAUGCCUGAACAUGAGCAUGUGUCUGCACAUGAGCACGAACAGAUUCGCAUAUAACACUUAGGACAAUCUACAUGAACCGUAAUGUCACUGAACUGAGAGUCCGCCACACACAGUUCUGGUGUAACAGACAUUUUUAUCCCGUGUGAAAAUGUAGAUUAAGCCUGUAAAUUUAUCUGUCUACAAACUGAUGGAUUUUGCUGUGUCUUUCUAUCUUCUGCAACUAAAUGUGAAUCAUUACAUUGUGUGAUUUUACAGUAGUUCUCUGAGAAACAUCUGUGGUGUUUUAGAGUUGCUCUCUACUGCCCAGAGCCAUGGACUUGACUCAGACAAAAUAAUUAAGACUGGGGAUAUCUGCAGUUAUUUAAAAACAUAAUUUAAAAAACCUUAAAGGAAAACGACUAAUUACAGUGGAACUAGUGCUUUGUCAAUAGGGAGCACAGUCAGCAUUUAGAAACUUGAUAACCUCAGAUGAUUUGAGACUUGACUUGGAUUUAUCUUAGACUGACUUGACACUUCACUUUGGCUUUUUCCCAAAUAAUAAGAAACAGCUUUUCUUCUAUUUCUCUGAUUUGGGGAAGGGAGAAGAUGGGCCAGAUGAGAUACACCAAUAAAAAAAUAAAGGCUUAUUCUUAAUGCUAAAAAAAAAAAAAUGACAAGAUCACAGCAAUAUGACAAACCAAAGGAGCAGAUAAAUACUACGGAAGAGCAAUUUUAUGGCCAUUAUGGUAAUACAAAUGCACCUACAACAACAGCCUGCAAUGAGCUGACUAUAGAUGAGCAGCAAUGAGCCUGCACUUAGACUGAGAUCUAACACCACAGCUCUCGAACUGCUCUGGGAACAGACCCAAGUCUUCCUAUCUCAGUAUCGACUCAAUACCUGAGGACCUCAUGGACUCGCAAUAGAAAUGUCCUUGUAUAGUAUUACGCAAUAAUCAGUUGUUGAAAACUCCUUAUUGAGCGUAUUCAAAAGCAAAAAGGGUUUGUGGGGAAGAUGUGAUGUUGUUGAAUUAACAGUAAUGUUACUUUGCCGUGUUCUGUUCUGUGUCUUCAUCAUCUAAGUUGUACUCGGCUUUCUCUGAUCCUAUGCAUGUGACCCUUCAACCCCACCCCACCCCACCCCCAACAUCUGUAGUUAUGACAUUGACCUCUCCCUCUGACCUGGAUGUAAAUAAACCCAGUACUGUAGAGCAGUCUGUUUUUGGCCCAUCCCUGUACAUAACAACUGUGUAAAUACAAACAGCUAUGCAUGCUGAAAACCUAGCAAUUCUUUCAGGUACUUUUAUAAUCCCCAAAUUCUCAUAUGGCAUGCGCUGAAAACACAAAUAAUGUAAAAAAGUAGAAAAAAAUAAAAGAUUAAAAUUACAAAAAAAAAAAAAAAAAAAAAAGUUUAAAGUAAAUGAGUUGAUAAUAUUGUCAGG